AUGGAAAACUGUUUCACCACAAUAUUUAAUCAGCGAAAACGUAAGUCAAUACUUUUUGCAUUGGGAAUAGCUGUUCUCUAUGCCGUUUAUUAUUUCAAACUGAAUUCAACAAUACCAACGACAUUAAAUAUUCAAGCGACAAAAACAAUUGCUCCUCAAAUACCAAAUCUGUCGAAGUAUGUCAAUAUUAUUGAUCUACAUGAAGAUACAAAAGAAAACUUUACAUGUAUCGAAACGAAAUAUCUACUUCAUAUUGUUAAAACUACCAUUUGCCUUCAUGAUACCCGAGAUGCGGUGAGUAAUGAUAUAAAGAAGAAGAAAAUAUGGGAAGAACGACUCAUUACCGAAGUAAUUAGCUUCUUAAUUAAAUAUCCUCAUAUGGAUUUCAUUGAUGUUGGAGCUAAUGUUGGAAGUUAUACCAUGUUUGCAGCUUCGUUUGGUAGACGUGUGAUUUCGAUAGAAUGCUUCAAGCCUAACAUAAAUCGGAUUCGCAAGGCAGUGCAAAUCGAAAACGUCCAAGACAAAGUUGUACUGGUUGGUAAUGCUAUCUAUUCUGAAUCAGGUAAAACUUUCAAAAUGAAUUCCGAUCCUUUUAAUGUUGGCGCACAAGCAAUUAUCGAAAAAGACACUGGAGAAUAUUCAAACGAUGAUAUGUAUGCUGUGACAACGAUACGAUUUGAUGAAAUUCUUCCAAUACUGCAAGACAAAGACAUUCGAAACGCUGUUAUGAAAGUUGACAUUCAAUGGGCCGAGAUUUUCCUAUGCGAAACUGGUAAAAAAGUAUUUGAUUAUGUCAACAUACCUGUUGUACUAAUGGAAUGGGAUGCGGUACCUCAUGCUAAAGCUCGUAUGGGCGUUGUUUUAAAGUUUUUUAUUGAACGCGGAUACGUCGCUACAAAAGAUAUGUGCGCUGAUCUUAAUACAGCCGAUGCUUUUAAUUCGUGGCCAGGCGAUAUUUUCUGGGUGAACAUGAACCGAUCACAAAUUUGCUAA
Molecule: messenger RNA, 993 nt
Organism: Rotaria socialis
Lineage: Eukaryota; Metazoa; Rotifera; Eurotatoria; Philodinida; Philodinidae
Source: the annotation of a GenBank genome assembly